GUCGAAAAUGGUCAAUCCGUACGAAUAUCAACCGGAGGUGAAGUGGUACCACGUUCUGUGGGACAUGCGAAAUAAAGAGUUUCGCCAGUGGUACCUGAAAAAGAAGUACCGUGAAACGCGGCUCUAUUUCAAGUACGAGCGGCACAUCUUCGUACAAAAAACUGGAGCGGGCUUUGUACUGGCGGUCCUGUUCAUGUCGAUUUUUAGCUCUGACUUUGCUGUUGCGCUUUUCCGUUGGCCAACAGAGGACCCGAAUGAACUGUUGAAGUCGCGCGUCUGGCAGAAGUACCACAAUGAUGUCAACGAGCGCAAGGAGCAAGCCGAUAAGAUGCUGCAGGAUUCCAGCUAUAUUCACAAGAAGAAUAAUCCCGUGGAAUAG
Molecule: messenger RNA, 379 nt
Organism: Leptomonas pyrrhocoris
Lineage: Eukaryota; Euglenozoa; Kinetoplastea; Trypanosomatida; Trypanosomatidae
Exons: 1
Coding region: 8-379 (123 amino acids)
Source: RefSeq, a predicted model, not a curated record